Suillus clintonianus is the source of this 1246-nucleotide messenger RNA. RefSeq lists its product as uncharacterized. The transcript is spliced from 15 exons. The record is from RefSeq and is a predicted model, not a curated record. The coding region runs from base 282 to 1157 and encodes 291 amino acids. NCBI's taxonomy places the organism in Eukaryota, Fungi, Basidiomycota, Agaricomycetes, Boletales, Suillaceae.
UGUUGGCGGAGACAUAUAGUCCGGUCUAUUGUCAGCCAGCGAUGCGUUCCAACACGUCGCUCGAGAGGUGUAACGUACUUGACCCCUGCAUUCACGUCACGUCCUUUCCAGAACGAUUUGAGCGCCUCAGCUUUAACCCGGAAUGGUGCCUUUGUUGCGCCCUCAUUCCCUUGGUUCCUAGCAAUAGGGCUAUGUCUAACAUAGGGUCUACGACCCCAACGGACAAUAAAUUUGAUUUAUAAAAAAAAAAGCCCUUCUUUCCCCCCCCCAACACACACAGAAUGAACGCGGAGUAUUCAGUUGAUGCAGUUGCGGCGGCGAGGAGUCUGCAGACCUACACAUACAUCUACACGUCGGCGGCUACAUUCUGGGCCUAUGAUUAUGUUUGUUCACUUCACCAGGAGUUCACGUUCCUGUUUCAAUCGCGCUGGACCAAGGUCAAAGGCCUUUAUAUUGUUACACGAUACGUUCCUUUUCUCCUCUUCGCCGGCCAUCUGUAUCUGAACUUCAUUCCCAAAGAGAACCCCGACGAAUGCCUGACGUUGAACAAUAUUUGCUCAUGUCUCAGCCUAAUAUCAAUCAUUUGCUCCGAGUGCUUUUUCAUUCUGAGAACAUAUGCGCUGUGGAACAACAACAAAUUCGUGCUCGCAGUCAUGGUGACCGCCGGUCUCGCCGUCGUCGUAACAUCCAUCACCGUCCUCUUUGCCGCGACUACGACAGCACCAUAUGUGACCAGCCCGAUCCCGGGCAUCACAGGCUGCUACCUGUCCUCUGCCAGCAUCGAGCUCUUCGUACCGUUUGUUCUUUUGUUGGCGUUCGAAUUGGGACUCAUUUCCCUCACGCUUAUACGCGCCAUACAGAGCUGGCAGACGACCAACAACCGUCUGUUCGCUGUCCUGCUAAAGCAUAACAUAUUCUACUAUGCAUGUGGUCUAUUUUUCUCGGCAGCAAAUGUCUUCAUGGGUCUGCUCCUCCAUUACUCGUACAACGUCAUGUUCGAAGAUUUCCAGCUCAUCAUCCUCGCGAUUCUUGCCACACGCAUGCACCUCCAUCUCUGGCAUGUCGACCGGCACAUACAUGGAUCUGACGCCCUCAUGCUUAUUCCAUUGUCUGAUGUAUCUUCUUUUUUACCUAGGACUCAGGAGGAGACGCGGUAAGUUUGGUCAGAUUGGAAUAACAAGACCACUACAGGCGCAUAUAAUGUCCCAUUGACUGUGCAAUCUAACGUCGUUCAUUAAGUCCCUUG